UUUUUUCUUAUUUUCCCCUUAAACAUAUGAGAGGGUUUCAUUCACAAAUAUACGAACGGAUUUGUUGUAAAACUACGUUUUAAAUGUCCUACGCAGUGCGCAUGCGUCAGCUGCACGUGUGCGGAAGAGAGCUGCUUCGGGUCGCUGAAUGAUGUCAACUGCAACGUACAAACACGUCUUCCUGACAGGACCUCCAGGUGUGGGGAAAACCACUCUGGUCCAGAAAGCCUGUGAAGCUCUAGUGUCCUCAGGAGUUGGAGUGGAGGGCUUUUACACAGAGGAGGUCAGGCAGGGAGGCAGGAGGGUGGGCUUUGAUGUAGUCACCCUGACAGGAGAGAGGGGCCACCUGUCCAGAAUCAGAGAUGGAGGCGCCGCGUCUCACGGCGGACGGGAGUACACUGUGGGGCAGUAUGUGGUCGACUUGCCUUCGUUUGAAAAUCUGGCUCUCCCCCUCUUUAGAAACGUGGGUUCGGCAGAUGGGAGCUCCAGGAAGGUGUUUGUCAUCGACGAGAUCGGGAAAAUGGAGCUCUUCAGCCAGUCAUUCAUUAGGGCGGUGAGGCAGACGUUGGAUGGCUCUUGUUUUGCUAUUAUGGGAACCAUCCCCAUCCCCAAAGGAAAACCGCUGGGCCUGGUCGAGGAGGUGCGGAGCCGGAGAGACGUCAAGGUUUUCACUGUGUCCAAGGAGAACAGAAACACUAUUCUACAAGACAUUUUACCAGCGCUACAAGAAUGCCUAAGACCUACGACCUAACGGGAAAACUGGGCCGUUGCUGGGAGAAUCUCCGAAGUCUGUGGGUGCUUUUGCUGACAGCGGGUUUUGUACGCGUCAGCACAUCUACACAUCACACAAACAGACUAUUUAAUGGAUUUGUGUUGGGUUAACAACAGGGGUUGUGACCUAUAGUGCGGUACGCUGAGGGCCAUGGCGGAAUGCCGGAAGAGUUAGGAGUGUCACAUGCAUGUAUUUAUGUACACAGUUUCUCUCUUUUCUUUCUCAUAUGUCCUCAAAAUGGAUUGCAUGCUGAAUAAUUGAUUGUCAGAUGGAACACAGAUGGGAAAUUCUCCAGCUCAUGUUUAAAGAAGCCCUGAUGUCCAAGUCAAAGACGACAGAGUCUUAAGUUCCUCAUAGAGUCCAGUCGCCAUUCCUCAUUUGAUGGCUUGUAUCAUUUUGGUUUUUCAGUUUAAGUGGAGCCUUUUUGGAUAAAGGUGUAGGCUAAGCAGUGUUCUGCUUAUUUCAUUCUCUAUUAAUAGAAUUAUUUGCAUUGGCAACCGUCCGUGCGUUUGUCUAGUCAACCUGAGGCUUCACCCAUGGAGAAUCGUUCAAUAUUUAAUGGUGCAACAUUGUGCAUUUCUUUCAUGGUUUAUUCAUCCAUUGCAUGAACAAUACCAUAAAUAAAAACUUUUCUUUGUGCU
Messenger RNA from Menidia menidia (Atlantic silverside), 1413 nucleotides. The record is from the annotation of a GenBank genome assembly. NCBI's taxonomy places the organism in Eukaryota, Metazoa, Chordata, Actinopteri, Atheriniformes, Atherinopsidae.